This is a messenger RNA of Dryobates pubescens (Downy woodpecker), 2312 nucleotides long. RefSeq lists its product as uncharacterized. Gene Ontology annotation, molecular function: kinase activity; pseudouridylate synthase activity. The record is from RefSeq and is a predicted model, not a curated record. NCBI's taxonomy places the organism in Eukaryota, Metazoa, Chordata, Aves, Piciformes, Picidae.
AAGAUGAUUAGGAAGAUCAUUUAUACCCUGGAAAGACACGUGUCCACUGUGGCACGUGGGACCACCCAGGUGAGAAGAUUUCUGCAUGGUGCUUAUUUCAAGAUUCAUCCCUCUGUACAGGAAGCCCUAAUGGACAGGAGAGCCGUUGUAGCUUUGGAAAGCACCAUCAUUACACAUGGCAUGGCCUAUCCUCAGAAUCUGAGCAUGGCCAGAGAGGUGGAAAAAAUUGUAGCAACAAAUGGAGCAGUGCCAGCCACUAUAGGUAUUUUAAGAGGUCAAAUCCACGUGGGACUCACAGAUGAGGAACUUGAGUUCUUAGCAAGCAGUAAAAACACAGUUAAAGUGUCUCGGAGAGAUCUUCCUUAUGUCCUCAGCCAGGGCUUGUCCGGUGGCACUACUGUGUCUGGAACAAUGAUUGCUGCACACAAAGCAGGAAUCCCUGUGUUUGUCACAGGUGGCAUAGGAGGUGUCCAUCGAGGAGGAGAGAACACUCUGGAUGUGAGUGCUGACUUGACAGAGCUGGGACGAACUCCAGUCGCUGUUGUGUCUGCAGGAGUCAAGUCUAUCCUUGAUAUUGGCAGGACACUGGAGUAUCUGGAGACUCAGGGAGUCUGCGUGGCUGCCUUUGGAGAGUCAAGGGAGUUCCCAGCCUUCUUCUCACGCCGAAGUGGCUUUCAAGCACCAUAUCAUGUCCAGGAUGAAGAGGAGGCAGCUGAACUCAUUGCCAGUGCUCUGGGUCUAGGCCUGAACAGUGGGGUGCUGAUAGCAGUACCCUGUCCCCAGGAUCGAGCUACCUCAGGCCAGGUCAUUGAAGAGGCCAUCCAGCAAGCUCUCAGUGAAGCCAGGUCCAAAGGGAUCACAGGCAAAGAAGUGACCCCCUUUAUGUUACAGAAGAUCAGUGAAUUAACUGAUGGAAAAUCACUGGACUCCAACCUUGCUUUGAUCCAGAACAAUGCCAGAGUGGGCAGCUGCAUUGCAGUGGCCCUCAGCAAACUACAGAAAGCCAGAAGGAAGGAGGACCUGCCUCAGCAAGAGGACACAACCCCACCUCAGCCAGUGGUGAUUGGAGGUAUCAACGUUGACUUUGUAGCCAAGGCACAGAACCCUGCCAUCCUGGGUGGUGGGCAAACAAACGCUGGAAGAAUGAGACGAACCUUUGGCGGCGUUGGAAGAAACUUGGCAGACUGCUUAAGCCGUCUAGGACAGGCUCCUCUCCUUUUGUCAGCUGUGGGGAAGGAUGAACAUUCAGAGUCUGUCCUGCACUACUGUCACCAUAUGGACAUGAGUGCUGUCCUUCACCUGGAGGGGAAGAGCACAGCCACUUACUGUGCUGUGAUCAGCAGUGCUGGGGAGCUCAGCAUCGGCUUGGGAGACAUGGACAUCCACCAGCAGAUAACAGAGCAAUACGUGGCCCAGUUCAAGGAGAAGCUGUGCCAGGCCCCACUAGUUUGCAUUGAUGGAAAUGUGCCUCUUUCCACUAUUCAGUAUGUCUGCCAACUAGCUAGAGAACAUCAGCUGGCAGUGUGCUAUGAGCCGACAGAUGAGAACAAGGCCUCUAAGCCAUUCCUCUCAGACAGCUGGAAAGCGCUCACAUACAUUUCCCCCAACCUGCAAGAGCUAAGAGCAAUAAACCGGACCCUUGGGAACCCUUUGCCAGCAGAGCUGCCGUUCAGGUUGGAGGAUGUUGUCCAGACUGCAGUGGCCCUGGCCCGUCCUUUGCUGGCCCACCUGCGCUGUGUGGUGGUGACACUUGGUGCUCACGGCGUGCUCCUGUGCGGCCAGAGCCUGGGAGGGAGCAUCUCACUUUGCCCAGGAGCCCACAAACGGGUAUGGCACCAGCCACGCGUGGCCCUAUCAGCCUGGGCGACUCCCACUAACGUUCCUUCUCUCCCCGCUCAGACUGCUGCUGCCAGCCUCUGUGCCACCCACUACCCUGCCAUCCACAUCAGCAGGGAGGAGAUAGUCAACGUCUCAGGAGCUGGUGACAGCUUAAUGGCAGGAAUCCUUGCAGGGAUGCUUGCUAACCAUGACACAGAUACCUGUGUCCGGAUGGGUCUGCUUGCUGCAAGCUUGUCUCUCCGUUCCUAUGAGCCCAUCUCCCCAGAAAUCAGCACUGCCACUGUCAGCCAGGAGCAAGUCAAAAGCAGGAGCUGGCCGGAGGUGAAGGUAUGGAAGAUGGAUUAGAGCACCAUGGCUUUCACAUCCAUCACCUCCUUGUACUCCCAGCAUUGCUAUUUCCAGGAUCUGGGCCCCAUUUUGAGCUUUGAGCUCAAGAGCUGGCUGCUAACCAGAGGACUUAGGCUUUCAGUGCA